AUGUCUUCUGACUGGACAACUCGCUUUGAAUAUAUUCUUGAUCAUUAUCAUCAAGAUGUUGUGACUGCAGAAUCACCGCAGGCUCUCAAACGUAUGGUGAAGAAAAUUCGUAAGGCUAUACUGGAAGCCCAAAAGGAACUUGAAGACGAAGACGUGCCCUUGCCUACUUCUUUGAAAAAGAAAUUGUUCAAGGAAGAAAUGGACGCAUUUGACAAGGCUGAGCAGCAAAGGAAAGGCCUGGAACAGUCAAUAAAGUAUCGGACAGGCCAUGCCAGGGAAUGGUUUGACAACAUGUCGCCUUCACAACAGAAGGAGGUCAAGUUCGCGAUGACAAAAUGGAAUAGGGAGGGGGCACCAGAAGAAACUCAAGCAGUGUAUCGGAAGAACAACCUCAAGAAAACACUUGAAGACUUUUCAGAGCAAAUCCGACGUACUAUGGGUUGUCGAGUGGUGAUGUUCGUGAGUCACAAGAAAAAAGCUAGGCAGAAACUGUCUGUCAGUCUACACGAAACCGACCCUCGAAAUGUCAAGAAGAGGUUCUCUGUCAGCUCCAAUGGGAUCAAGGAGUGGACUGCAACUGGAUAUCAAUCCUUUGCAGAAUGGUCAAAGACCGAAUUUUAUCCUUCAGAUGAUCAGGACCUCGAGGGUUCAGACAAUGAGGAUGCUGGCAAUGAACCUGCUACACCCGAAAUUAUCCUAGAUGACGACGGAUAUGCCAAACUUCCUAGUCGUGAUGGUCUUGGCCUUAAGGGCCAACACGAAUUGAUUAGAAGUAUAUUUCAUGCUUCGUAUAAAGUUUGCACUGGGGGCUCUAGACCUGUGCCUUGGGGUGUGAUAUCUGCCGCCUCAUCCAAUUAUUUGGAACAUGGUUCUGUUCCCACUGCAUUUGUGGUCAAAGACCCUUCUCAUAUGAAGACUGAGGAGGUAAAUCGUCUAUGGAACCAUUGGGAACAAUGUUCGGCUGCAAACAAGAAGCUAGUCAUUUUUAUCAAAGCCAAGGAUGCUGAUGUACGUGCAAAUGUAAGGAAUGAAGAAAGAAAGAAGAAGUCCAAGGAGAAAAGAGUACGCUUCCUUGACUCAGACGAAGAAGACAGAGACCGGCUUCCUUCCUUGAACAGCUCUGAUUUCACAGAACAUAGAUCCCAGCCGGCCGACACAACCCCAGACGAUGUUUCAAUCAAUGAUCGAUAUACAUUCCUAGAAUCUCUAAGCAAGAAUGACAACUACCUGGAGCUUGUAGACGCCAUUAAGGAUCUGGCAAUCUUAGCCAAUCAGAAGCCAACUUCAGAGCAGAAUGCAGAUUUGCCUAUCUGGGCUGACUGGUCUUGGGGAGGAUCAUAUCUUCCUGAGGACGUGCAUGUGUCAUAUGACACUUUGAAGGCCAGCUUGGAUAAGCUGCGAACAUCUCCAAUCUUAGGGGCAGCAUCUGCCAUGCCAGUGAUUCUAGGAAUUGGGCUCCUCUAUAGGGAGUCUAAACGAGUCAUAGAGUUUGAGGAAGAUGAGGCUGACCCCAAUAUGCCUUUCUACCUACCUGGUUCUGCUUUCGAUCUACAAUUCUUGGUUUCUCUCGAUCGCGUUGUCCAGGAGGUCUUGUGCACAGUUGUCGAGCACAUAGAGAAGCUGACAAAAGAGGCACUUGGUAAGGACAACAACAUGGAGGAUGAAGAUGAAGUUGGAAACAAGGUGACGGAGGAGGAAGUUGUUGUCACAAAGGAGAAGGAGAAGGAGAAGCAGCAGGAGCAGGAGCAGGAGCAGGAGCAGGAUGAAGUUGGAGAGGGGGUGCAGAAAGGGAGGAAGAGAAGAAUGCCCCAAGCUUCGACCAACUUGGGUGCAGAAUUGAACCAUCAGUUGAUGAGACCCAAGCUGGCCGCAAACUGGCCAGCCAUGCUCUUACAUAUGGAGACACAAGCUGGCCGGUUUGCUAGUGAAAUAUUAGCAAACUGGCCAGCUUGGGUCUACGUAUGUGAGAGCAUGGCUGGCCAGUUUGCCAAUACUUCACUAGCAAGCCAGCCAGCUUGUGUCUACGUUUGUAAGGGCAUGGCUGGCCAGUUUGCUAAUAUUGCACUAGCAAACCAGCCAGCUUGUGUCUACGUUUGUAAGAGCAUGGCUGGCCAGUUUGCUAAUAUUGCACUAGCAAACCGGCCAGCUUAA
Messenger RNA from Suillus paluster, 2151 nucleotides. RefSeq lists its product as uncharacterized. Bases 1 to 2151 code for a protein of 716 amino acids. The record is from RefSeq and is a predicted model, not a curated record. Lineage: Eukaryota; Fungi; Basidiomycota; Agaricomycetes; Boletales; Suillaceae. The transcript is spliced from 10 exons.